AUGGAUAUAAUAAGCUAAAAUCUUGUCGAAUCUUAAGAAGCUAAAUAUAAGCUUGCUUUGCAUCUUCAAAACAGAAAAAAAGUCAAAGAGAUGUACAGAAUGAAAGGUGUAUAAAUGCUCAAUAAGCCUGAGUUAGUCAUUUCUGAUAUCUAAGAACCUAAGUUAAAGCCUUAUUAAAUUUCUAUUUAUUAGACUAUGAAAAACGAAUUAACUGAAAAAGGUUAUUCUGAAUUUAGGUUUUUAGGACAGGGAGUAUAGGGAUUUGUUUUGUUAGCAAAAAAUUCUUAUACUAACAUGAGGUAUGCUAUCAAAGGUGUUUAAGUUAGAGAUCCUCAAGGAAAUAUUGAUGAAGAUCUUAACAAUAGAGUGAAAUAAGAAGUAGAAAUACUCAAAAAAUGUAGAGAUUCCCCUUACGUAGUCAGUCUUUUAGAUUAAUUUGAAGGAUAACAAUUUAGUUACUUAGUUCUAACUGAGUGUUAAGGAACUCUCACGUAAAUUUUAGAAAGGAACUAAAUCAUAAGACUGAAUGAAAUAUCAGUAAUCAAAUAUGCUCAUGAUAUUGCUCAAGGCCUCUAUUAUAUCCACUCUAAGAAUUGCCUUGUUAAUGAUCUGAAAAUGGAUAAUAUCUUAAUUGACUAUCAUGGAAAUGCAGUUGUUUCUGAUUUUGGUUUAGCAGAUAACCUAAUUAAUAAAUCUGGCUAUGCGUUCAAUCAAUAUAUGGGAAAUGUUUUGUAUCAAGCACCAGAGUGUAUUGACCCAGCUGAUCCAUUCAUAGGUAAGGUUUAUCAUGAUGAAUAUUUAAAAUUAGGUGUCACCGUGAGACAAGAGCCAAGUAAUAGAGGAAUAGAUUUGAAUUUAUUAUCAAAUAAGCACAAACCAUUAAAUUAUGAUGGUGAAUUAAAAAAUUUUGUUUAUCAUAAUUAGCUUAAAUAUAUUAUUGAAGGAUUAACUAAUUUUGUUCCAAAGAAUAGAAUGCCUAUUAAAGAGGCUUUAAUUAUUUUAAAAGGAAUUAUUUCUUUUGAAUUUUAGUUAGAUGACAUGCUUAUUGAAAUGAUAGAUGAAAACAUUUAGUAGUUCACAAGUUCACUCAAAAAUGAAAUUGAAUUUGUUAAAGAUUUUUCAAAUAAGUUUUACCCAAUCAUUAAAAACGAGCAGACCUUAAACUAAGAGUUGAAAGAAGACCAUCAAAAAAGAUAAUAUGUUGAUUAACAAAUUUUACUUAAAAUAUCCUCAAUUUAGUAAAAAUAAUUUAUAAAAAAGGAGGAAAAAAUAGAAGAAUUAUAGAAAGCAAAUCUCUAACUAUAAUAAAGUAUUAGUGAAUAAGAAAAAACAAUUAAAGAUUUAUUCAACUAGUUAGAAUCAUUUUAGAAUUAGUUAACAAAUCAACCUUAGAUUAUGAAGAUACCAAUGAAGGAAAUGAAAGAAUAGUAACAUGUUAUUUUUUAAGAAAUUAAAAAUAGGAAAAGAAAGAUGAAUUACCAAUAGAAAAAAUUAACUUUAAAUUCAAAAAAUAAGCUUUUAAUAGAAACUAAUAAAAAUAUUAUGAAAAAGAAAAAUGUAAUUAAUUCUUUUUGA
Messenger RNA from Tetrahymena thermophila SB210, 1575 nucleotides. Its product is annotated as kinase domain protein. Lineage: Eukaryota; Ciliophora; Oligohymenophorea; Hymenostomatida; Tetrahymenidae. The transcript has 8 exons. Gene Ontology annotation, biological process: protein phosphorylation. The record is from RefSeq and is a predicted model, not a curated record. Gene Ontology annotation, cellular component: cytoplasm. Gene Ontology annotation, molecular function: protein serine/threonine kinase activity; ATP binding.